Messenger RNA from Cuscuta campestris, 1020 nucleotides. Lineage: Eukaryota; Viridiplantae; Streptophyta; Magnoliopsida; Solanales; Convolvulaceae. The record is from the annotation of a GenBank genome assembly.
AUGCUCGCUUUUGUUUAUAUAAAUAACCAUUUUGAUUUCUGAAGGAAAAAAAAAACACUCUGUUAGUUAUGGAAAUGAAGUAAACAUUAAAACCCUAACCAAUUAUCAGAUUCAAUGAAGCAAUGGAUUUGAUCUUUCAUCCCGAAAAAGGCUCCCAUUUCACCAUUGAAGUCGGCUUCUUCGACACCAUCUCCGAGAUCAAAGAAAAGAUCCAGAAGCUCCGCCGCAUCCCCGCCGCCGCCCAAACCCUAAUCUUCGCCGGGAAAGUCCUCCCGGAUGACGUCGACGUCCACAACUCCGACAUCCUCCACAACUCCCACAUUCACCUCGUCGUAUCCCCCGCCGCCGCCGCCCGCUCCCCCACCUCUCCUCCUCCUCCUCCUCCUCCGCCGCGCCGCAAGCCCCUCCGCGUGAGAUUCCGGGGGUCUGAGGCCCCCGGAAUCUCCCUCGAAGUGGACCCCACGGACACCGCCCACGCGAGCGGCGCCGAGCUAUCAGACAGCCGGGCGGUGGCCGACUACGAGCUCCCCGACGGCUCGGAAAUAGACGUCGCCGUGAAAAGGCCUUCUCCGGCGACGUCGUCUGGGUCGUUGGGGAGCGGGAGCGUGGGCCCGAGGAAGCUUCUACGGGUGACGGUGGUGUCGAAGUGCGGGACGAAGAGGUACGCGGCGGAGGUGAAUCCGGCGGGAAACGUCUGCGAACUGAGAAAGGAGUUGGAAAAAAUGAAAAGGAUGAAGGAAGAGGAAAUGGAGUUGCCGGAAGAAGGGUAUUUCUUCAUAUACAAGCAGAAUGUGAUGGAUGAUGAUCGCUCAUUUAGGUGGCACAAUGUGGGCCAGGGUGACACCAUUGAGAUCUUCAAUGGGAGUGUCACUGGUGGAGUUUGAAGUACUUAGUUUGAUUUUUGGGAGUGAAACUAAUUUUUUUUGUCAUGAAUGGAAUAAAAAUGGUAAGAUUUUAGUAUAGAAAUGAUUUUUAUUGGAUUUAUUUUAUAGAAAAUUAUAAGAAAUUUAUUUUAUUGUA